Phaeoacremonium minimum UCRPA7 is the source of this 1962-nucleotide messenger RNA. RefSeq names its product putative snare-dependent exocytosis protein. Gene Ontology annotation, cellular component: cytoplasm; plasma membrane. Gene Ontology annotation, molecular function: myosin II binding; GTPase activator activity; syntaxin binding. The transcript is spliced from 4 exons. Gene Ontology annotation, biological process: regulation of protein secretion; establishment of cell polarity; regulation of exocytosis. Lineage: Eukaryota; Fungi; Ascomycota; Sordariomycetes; Togniniales; Togniniaceae. The record is from RefSeq and is a predicted model, not a curated record. Bases 1 to 1962 code for a protein of 653 amino acids.
AUGGCCUCAUUCUUGCGAGGAAAGCAGGCGGGGAUGCAAAAGGACCUGUCUGCAGAUAUCCUUCCCCAUUUAUUUGCCCCAGAUGAGCAGAUCCGAUAUGGCAUCAAUUCACAGAUCAGUUGUAUGGCCUAUGAGCCAGUCCAAUCCCUCCUCGCCGUCGGGACAAACGAGUCGAAAUAUGGCAACGGAAAGGUUUACAUCUUCGGGCAGAGCAGAGUCCAAAAAUUCGUCCAGCCAUCCCGACAAGCAUCCAUCCGAGACAUCCAGUUUUGCGCGAACCGCCUUAUAACCUUGGACUCCAAGAGCGAGAUUACAAUUUGGAACCUCGAUACGGCCGAGCGUAUUGCGGGCUAUGUUUGCCCAGGCGCAGUCGUGACCAUGGUCACCGAUCCAAUGCUUGACUGGGCGCUGCUUGGACUGUCGAACGGCGAUGUCAUGGCUUAUGACCUGGACCGGGAGAGAUUGUCACCCUUCAGAAUCCCUAACUUCUGGAGGCAGAAGGAUUCUAAGGCUAAGAUGCCGACACUGGUGUCAAUGCAGCUGCAUCCUCGGGACAUCGGGAAGUUGCUGAUUGGGUACACCACCGGCGCCGUUGUAUACUCAUUCAAGCAGAAUGCGCCCCAGAAAUUCUUCGAAUACGUACUACAGCCAGGGGCUCCUGGCGGCAAUGGAGAGUCUGUAGACUCGCUGCGCAAGCCGCGACUCUCUCAUGCUCUGUGGCAUCCUACAGGAACAUUUAUUCUCACAGCCCACGAUGAUGGAAGUCUAGUGUUCUGGGAUCCCAAGGAUGGUCGAAUUGUUCAGGCCAGGUCGCUGUACAAAACGAAAGUCGACCAGGUCUCAGGUGAUCCAGGGAUAGCCACUUUCAUCAACCCAUAUAUCAAGAUUGCGUGGUGCUGCAAGGAGAAUCCAGAUGACACGGCACUAUUGAUUGCCGGAGGACAUACCAUUCGAAUCUGGGACUUGGGACAUGGUGACGAGAUGGAGAAUCCCACCCAACUACAAGUAGACAUCGCCAGGGCUCUUGGCAGGUAUGAAGAUGUUGACAUCACUGCAAUGCAUAUGGCUCCAAACACUGGCGAGUUUGCUGCGGGCACGAGAGCUGGUGAGGUGGUUAUCUACAGAUGGGGAGGAAACAAGUUCUUCGGGCGUGACGAGCCAAAAGAAAUCGUGCCAAACCCUGGCGGUCUGACAGAUAUCAGCUCGAGAUCAGAGCCGUCAUUGAAAGAAGUCACCCAGUCAGAAAUUCGCAUUUUCAAACCUGCGACUGCAAAGGGGGCAUCAAAAUCUUUUGAUGACGUUCUCUGCGAUGCAGCUGCGAUUACCGAGUUUGAGCUCCACGGAUUCGCUCUUGUUGGUGCUUUUGGUGACCGUACAACCCGAGCGUUCACCCUUCCAGGACUAAAGGAGAUCAAUAGAGUUCCCCUCAACAUGCUGGACGCCUCUCGAAGCACAAACACGAUUGUCGCGUCUACCGGUGACGUGGUUGGCUGGGCUGGCCCGAGUGAACUUGUUGUCAUUCCCGUUUGGGGCACAGGCAAGGGUCUUCAGAACACAGAUGACAAGCUCAUCAAUCCGGAGUUAUUGAUACCUGCACGGCCAACAAUUUCGAAUAUGCAAUGGAUCUCCGGGACCCAGUACGUCUCGCCAAUGGACCUAGAUUUGCUUAUCGGCGGACCAGAUCGGCCCCCGAGUAAGCGAAUGAUUGAAGCCGCUGCCGUGGAGGCUAGAAUGGCCCGAGCGGGUGGUACAACGAGCCCAAGAGCCGGCACUAGUCAAGAAGGCUGGGGCGAAUACCUCCAGAGGCAGAUUAACGAGCGGACAGAGAAGCUGAACCUGAUGGGCGACAACAUGGAUGAUCUUCAGGAACAGAGCCAGGGCUGGGCAGACGAUGUCAAUAAAUAUAUCGGCAAGCAGAAGAGAAACCUUGUGCUUGGCAGUAUCAAGGGGAAGUUCUUCUGA